Messenger RNA from Heterotrigona itama, 4544 nucleotides. NCBI's taxonomy places the organism in Eukaryota, Metazoa, Arthropoda, Insecta, Hymenoptera, Apidae. The record is from the annotation of a GenBank genome assembly.
UCAUAUAGCGACAUCUGUAUGAUAGAAACCCUUUUCAGAAAUACAUAGGGAAGUGCGAUCAUUUCAUUGAUUGUAAUUUGAGCAAAAUGGUAAGAUUUUGGUUAUGUUACAAAAUCUAAAGAUUUGUUUGACAUCCUAAUAAUUACAUAUAAAUAAUUGUUAGAAAAUUUCAUUUAAAAUGUAUAUAAAUUGUAUAAUCUAUUUCAGUCGGCUCAUAAAACGUUUAUUAUUAAGCGAAAGCUUGCCAAAAAAUUGAAGCAAAACAGACCGAUUCCACAGUGGGUCAGAAUGCGUACUGGCAAUACUAUCAGAUAUAACGCAAAACGGCGUCAUUGGAGAAGAACCAAGUUGAAGUUGUAAAAUAUAUUUGACAUGUAUUUGUCUUCUUUAUUAUUACACAUUCAUUACUUACUCUUAAAUAAAUUCUAACUUCAACACAAAUUUGUUUGGAGAAAUGAUAAAACCUAUUCUGAAUCUUGAUUAAAAUAAUAAUUUGAAAAAACAGUGUAACAAUUUGUAUAACAGUGUAUAAUUAUUUAUUUAGAUAUAAUUAUAUGCAUGUAUUACAGUGAAUUAUAUAUUUUGCGGUUACGCAUUUCUUCUAUCCAUUCUUGCAACCAUUCUUCGCCAGUUUUCGGUGCUGGUUGAUAAUAAUGUUUUGGUGGUUUUCCUUCUUCUAAACGUACAAAGUAAUGACAAUAUCUAUAAUGUACUAUUCCAAAUCUUCCUCUAGCAUGACGUCGUAGUCCUUUAUAUACAAAAGCUUUUGUUGCAAGAGAUUCAGCAACCCAUAAAUUACUUUUGAAUUCAAUAUUAUGUUCCUCUACAGCCAUGCGUUGUGCCUCUAAGAUAGCAUCUUUUGCUAUUGCUGCACCUUUCUUUUUUAAAAAGCUCAAUUGUUUAAUAGCUUCAUCUACACUCAUGCCUCGAACAAAACAAGCGACAUACCACAUUUUUAAUGGACUAUAUUUUAUGUUCUUUUUUACAUGACAGACAUACUCUGGUCUUUUUGGUUCAUCUGGCUUUUGUGGAGGAAAAAUAACUUUAUUAUAUUUAAGGAAUCCUUUAUCAUCAUCUUCGUCAGGCUCUUUAAACCAAUUGAACGAUCUUUGUUGUAUACUAGGUAAACAAUUUGAGUUAUUUGUGUUAAAUAUUUUGUUUGAUAUAAAUCGUUGUGCAUACUGUCUUAUGCCCAACAUUUUCUAUAAAAAUUAGAAAAUAGUUUAAUUAAAUAUGUACAUCUAACAAUAAUAAUGUUCAAUUAAUGUUUUACUGUAUAAUAUUAAUUUACAGUAAAUAAAUUUCAGAUAUUGUAUUGUGAAAACACAUUGAUUCAGAAGAAACUAGAGAUGCUACUUUGACAGUAAUGUUUUAACCUGAUGUAUACAGUCAGAAUUUAUUUUUUUCACAAAUUCUUAUUGUUAUUGUUUUUUAUGCAAAUAAAAAAUUAUUCAUCAUAAAAUAAUUAUUUUUUAUCAUAUAAAAAAACAAUUGUGUAAUUCGCAAAAAUGUAAUAUUAGAUCUCAAAAAAACAAUAUUGAAUGUGUUUUUAUAUUAUUUCUUUUAAUAAGUCGUUUUAUGUUAUUGAUAACAAAAUUCUUUUCUAUUAUAAAAAUUUUAGUUAUUUGAUGGCAGUAACGUUCUGAUUGGUUGGUUACAGAGUUAAAUCACUCGUGAAUAUAAAUAGUAAUUAGAGUAUCGUAAGUUAUAAGUAGCGCUUGUAGUACGUGUCGUCGCUCAUACGACACGUAGUAGAAAGCUCUGCUUUGUAGUGUGUUCAUGACGCAACUUAUUAAAUUGCUAUGGCGGAGAAUUAGUGUGAUUAAAUUUAUUUAUUAUUCUGCUCCGUCAUUGUGUUUAAAAUAAAGUUCAAUUCGAUCUUUGAGAAAAAUCAUGGAUAGUAAUAAGGAUGAGGCCGAACGAUGCAUGGAACUUGCUGAACGAUAUUUGCGGGAAAAAAGAUACGAGGAAGCGGAGAAAUUUUUACGUAAAGCACAAAAACUUUAUCCAACGAAAAAAGCAGAAGAUGUCUUAGCAAAAGUGUCAAAACAAAAUCAAAACCCUGAAUCUGAACCUAUAGUUAGAAAGCGUCGAAUCACACCUAAAGAAACCACACAUACUCAAGCUUGUAAUGAUUAUACAAAGGAACAACUUGAACAUAUUAAAAGAAUUAAGAAAUGCAAAGAUUAUUAUGAAAUUUUGGGUGUAAACAAAGAUGCAACUGACAGUGAUAUUAAAAAGGCAUAUAAAAAAUUAGCUCUUCAGUUACAUCCAGAUAAAAAUAAAGCACCAGGUGCUGCUGAAGCCUUUAAAGCCAUUGGAAAUGCUGUUGCUAUACUCACUGAUGUGGAGAAAAGAAAGCAGUAUGACAUGUAUGGUUCUGAGGAAGAAAGAAUGCAAAGUACUCAAGCUCAUCAAAAUCAUUCACAUUAUAAUUAUACAAGAGGAUUUGAAACUGAUAUAACAGCAGAAGAAUUAUUUAGUAUGUUCUUUGGAGGUGGAUUCCCACAGCAAGAGUUUUAUAUGAGACGUCCUAGAAGAUGGGCAAGACAACAGGACGCACAAGCUCAGCAUGUUUACUCUCAGCAAGCAAAUGGAUAUACCACAUUCCUUCAAAUGUUGCCUGUGCUAUUAUUAAUAUUGUUAACUAUGAUGAGCAGUUUCUUUAUAUCAGAUCCUGUAUAUAGCUUGCAUUCUAACACAAAAUAUUCUGUACCGAGAACAACUCAAGGAUUAAAGGUGCCCUAUUAUGUGAAAGAAAACUUUCAUACUGAAUAUCAAGGCAGUUUACGUAGAUUAGAAAUUUCUGUUGAAGAAGAGUACCUGAAUAAUUUGAGACAUGCCUGUUUUAGAGAGAAAAGUUAUAGAGAAACAAUGAUGUGGAAAGCAAGAAACUUUGGAGAUCAAGAACUAUUUAUCAAAGCUAAAAAUAUUGAAAUGCCCUCAUGCAAGAGGAUACAAGAAUUGCAAGGAACAUAGCUAUGUUAUUGAAUAGAAUUUGUUGUAGAUAGGUGUAUAUUGUAUUUACAUGUGUGUAGUUACUAUUGGAUGAAAUGAAGAAUAUCAAGCAUAAUACAUAUGCAAAUACAUAUUGUAUAUCUUUGCAUCAAAAUUUGUAAAUGAUAUUCUUCUCGAUCCAUCAUGAACUUUUACAUAGACCAUUUAAGCUGUUUAUUCCAAAUUGUAAAUCAAUACAGGAUUGAUUAUAGUAGCGUGUAUGACAAAUUCUAAUAUACGAUAUAAAUGUCAUAUUUAAUUUAAUUACUCUGCGAUAUUUCAAAUUCAUUAGACUGAUUCAUUGUAAUUAUAUAUUAAUUUUCAUACACAGAAUUAUUUCAUACACAGAAUUAUUUAGUUCUAGAAUUAUUUAUAUUCCAUUAUUAUAACACAAGAAGAAACAGCUGAGUGGUAUUGUUAGUGGAAAACAUUAAUUUUGAAGAUUUUGAAGUAUUUACAAUUAUUUAUAAAGACCGAUAAUAUUUGAUUGUUAAUAGUCUAUUUCAAAUCUUGCCGUAUUGUUUAUUGGUAAUAAUAAUAGAAUCAUUACAUUGAAAGUUGCUCGAUGUUGGUGAUAAAUGAUGUCGAUGAUUUUGAUAAACAAUAUUAUUGCAAUAUUAAAACUGCUUAUACAUGAAAAGGAUCUAGGUAACGAAAAUUUAGAGAACUCGUUAAAUUAUAUGAAAAUGAAAAAAUAUAAAUUAUAUAAUGUAUGCUAAGAUUAUUAAUGUUAGGAGAAAAUUAAUAAAAUUUAAUAUUAAUGUUGCAUGCAUUUGUUUUAGACAAGAAAAAAAAAACAUGAAAAAAAGGCAAAAAUUAACUUUAAUAUUCAAGAAAGCACAUCCAGUUUAUAAGGCCUAAGUUAUAUUUGCGAUAAUACCGAAAUUCAUAUGAACCAUCUCAUUUUUUGCAUAAAGAAGCAAUUCAAUUCACAGUAUUAAAUCAUGUUGACGAUUAUUAUGAUAUAGAGAAUUAUUAAUAUUAAAAAUUCCAUUGAUGCAAUAUUAUAUUGAGUACAUUCCUUCUGUUAUUAUAAGAAAUGCACUAUACAUUGCAAACAACCAAAGAGAACCCAGUAGUUGUGACAUAUUAUUCGUACAUUAAUCUUUAUUUGUAAAAUUAAUGUAAUUCUAAAGACAAGAAUACAUUAGCAGCAAUACAUGAAUUUAUUGUCACUCAUGAUAAAUUAUAAAAAAUGAGUUUGAUUGAGCUGCAGUCAUGGAACCACGCACGUUAUCGCGUUGUAAAUUUUUACACGGGCAGAAAACUGAAAAAGAAGGAAUUUGUAACAAGCUAAUCAAGUGGCCUUUUGUCAUUUAUAAAUUAUAAUGUACACGGAUAACAGGAGAUAAAUGACCAAUAUAUUCGUCUUGAGGAAAAAAUUUCUUUGUGUGAGUUGACAGUUUUUCAAUAUUAAUUGUUACCUUUGUAAAUGAUCCAAAAAUGACAUUUACGCUAGUCAGUUCACCGAACUGCACAUAUCACGUUUGUUUUACGAUUGAUCAGCUCUUAUAACGGUACUUAUUAAUGGCACUUAUUUAUCUGAA